Molecule: messenger RNA, 1479 nt
Organism: Wallemia ichthyophaga EXF-994
Lineage: Eukaryota; Fungi; Basidiomycota; Wallemiomycetes; Wallemiales; Wallemiaceae
Exons: 1
Coding region: 1-1479 (492 amino acids)
Source: RefSeq, a predicted model, not a curated record
AUGACCACCUUAUACACCUCAUCCACCUCAUCCACCCGCCGACAUACCUGGAUCGCUUUCUCCAGGGCUUUUACUUCAUUCUCGUCUUUCUCUUCAUUCUCAUCACAGCGGAGGUGGCUGCACACUCACACAGACGACGAUAGCGGCUUGAGUAGUCCUGUUGGUGUUCCAUAUGGUGCACGUCUACCCAGGCGUAGUAGACGUGUGGCUGUCAGUAGCAGCGGUGAUACCAACACAAACACACAGGCACACGCCUACAUCGAAAAACCCAGCACACCCACUACACACAGCUCUCACCGUCCUCCCCUCCUGUUCACCAUACGCGACCAGCUAGCCUAUGGAACUGAGCUGAAUGAGCUUAAUGAGCUGAAUGAGAGGGGCAAUACCAGUACCACUAAUACACCAACCAAAUCACGCAAACAACGUCAAGCGAUGAAGAGAGCGCUUCUCGAGGCUGGCGAGCAUGUAAACCCGUUAAAGCAGCCACAGUCACGGCAGUUAGCACAAGACACUCACACCCCGAACUCCCCUCAAUACCCAUACCAAAAUCUACACCCACGCUCCUACCAGCAAGUCUCACUCGCUUUACAGCGCCACUCACGAAGACAAGUCAGAGAAGCACUCUCGGCCUUCCCACCCCAAACGCUCUUUCACGACAGCACACUCGCUAGCAUUCUCACAGUCGGACUUGUGCAGACGCGCGAUGUUAAGGGGGCUGCUUGGUACCUCGAGCAACUAGGCGAGGGAGUGCAGCUGAGUGAGGCUGCUUUUGUUGCUUUGCUCGAUGGUGUGCCAGCGGAGAGAAUGGGGAGAAGGAGCGAGAGCGGGAGCGCGUCUACUAAACAACUCCGCGAUCAGGGUAGAGCUCGCCGUAGCAGCAGCUUCCCACCACCUUACUGCUCAUUAGUGGCGCAGUAUCAGUGGAGACGUCUCGCGACACUGAUCGAUGGCGUUAAACCUCCACAGCAGGCUCUCGUUAAUGUUCUUCCCCUCCUCGCUUUGCAGAGAGGGUUGUAUGUGUGGGGGAACGGGAGUGCAACUGGUUAUGAUAACACUCAAACACACACUCGCACUCAAACCAACCCCCAUACUGCCCUUGCUGUUCUCCGAUGGCUCCUGCGCACUGGAUACGACGACAGCGCGGCGCUGUUUGUGGAGGAGGUCUUGAGUGGCUGGGAGGGAAGCGAGCACACCAAACACACACCGCAAAUCACCUCAUUCGCAUUACACUCUCUCAACCUCUUGCUCAAAUCACUCUCUCACUCCCAUGGUGACCCUGCUGGUCCCAAGUUCCAAGAAAGAUAUAAACCAUACAAAUACUACAAAGACGCGUCGCCAGCCUCGCUGCAGAGCUGCAAACAGGUGGUUGAUUUCUUCUGUAGGAGAGUUCCCUCGCUGAGGUUGAACGGGAUGACACAUGCGAUUGUUGAGGGCGUUAGAAGGGGUGAGAAGGAUAUCGAGAGCAACAUGAAGAAAUAA